Messenger RNA from Saxophila tyrrhenica, 1557 nucleotides. RefSeq lists its product as uncharacterized. NCBI's taxonomy places the organism in Eukaryota, Fungi, Ascomycota, Dothideomycetes, Mycosphaerellales, Extremaceae. Bases 1 to 1557 code for a protein of 518 amino acids. Gene Ontology annotation, biological process: ubiquitin-dependent endocytosis. Gene Ontology annotation, cellular component: cytoplasm; cytosol. The transcript is spliced from 4 exons. Gene Ontology annotation, molecular function: protein-macromolecule adaptor activity; ubiquitin protein ligase binding. The record is from RefSeq and is a predicted model, not a curated record.
AUGGCCGCCGCGAUCGUGCUCGACCAGCCGGGAAACGUCAGCUACACGAACCUCGACCAGAUUUCCGGCAAAGUCGUGGUGCGGUGUGGCAAGAGUAUCGAUGUCGAGUCGAUUGUGGUGAAGGUUGAGGGCGAGAGUAGGACGAGAUUGUUGGCGCCUCCUGGGCCGUCGGGGGAGAGGGCGAAGCCGCAGUUGGAGUAUCACAAGAUCCUUUACAAGACCCAGGUUGUCUUUCCAAGACCUGACAUCUUGGAGGGUAGCUGGACGACUUCGAAGAACAGCUUUACGCUUCCGCCUGGCAACCAUGAAUACCCCUUCUCCGUCAAGCUGCCUUUCAACAACUCAUGCGCCUCGGACAAGAGCCAGAUGGGCACGAUGAGCAUCUCAGGCAGCGGCAUUGAGGUCUCUAAGCCUCCACAGACUCACGUCAAGAAGACGCUGCCGCCUACCUUGAGCGGUUUCCCGGGCGAAGCUGAAAUCCGAUACUUCGUCAAGGCCACUGUACGGCGAAGCUCGUUCUGGAAGGAGAAUCCAAGAGCGUACGCCCCCUUCAACUUCUUCCCCAUCGAGCCUCCUCGGCCAUCGCCUUCUGGUAACGAGAUCUAUGCGCGGCAGAAGCAUGCGUUCGCGGCGUUUCCUGAAGGGCAGAGCGCCGCUAAGGCGAAGAUGAAGUCUAUCUUCAGCAAGUCGAAAGAACCUCCACUUACCUCCGCUACAAGCAACGAGGCACCGAGCAUAUCCGUCGACGCUCGCCUACCCGAAUCUUCCAUCCUGACUUGCAAUGAUGACAUACCUCUACGGCUAAUAGUCAAGAAACUGAACGACUCCGACGCAGUUGUCAAUCUGCAGUCCCUCGAAGUCUCACUCAUCGGUCAGACCAAGAUCAGAGCGCACGAUCUCCACACGACGGAAAGCAACAGCUGGGUCAUCGUGAGCAGAAGUAACAUGGGGAUGCCUAUUGGGACUGCUUCUGACUCUGCCGGCACGGAAAACGCCAUCGCAGACAAUCUGUGGCGCGGCCAAACCCUACCCAAUACCAUCGCUCCAUCCUUCGAGACUUGUAACAUCUCGCGCAAGUAUCAACUGGAUGUCCGCAUCGGACUCAGCUAUUCCGGAGCCAUGCAGAGCUCAGCCAAGCCCCAAACCAUCAUCCUCCCACUCCGACUCGACGUAACAGUCUUCUCCGGCAUCGCACCGCCCUCCCAACUCCUCGAAGCUAUGGCACAAGCUCGCGUCAACAAGCCCAAGCCUACCAUCAACACCACGACAGCUCUCGAUGAGAAGCUCAAAGUAGAGAAGGGCAAGCGAAAUAGUAUGACGGUACCUGAGACACCAAUGGAAGGGCCGUCGCGUGAUCUGCCUGCUCGGCAAGGCACUGCGGUCCCGCCGCAGCCUCCUGUGUAUGAUGAUGCUCCCCCGAGUUACGAGGACGCCAUUGCGACCGACUUGCCGCCUGUCAAUGUUCCCAGGCCGAACUACGCGCCGCCACCGCCGACUGAGGAUGAUGUGUUACUGAGUGAUGAGAAGAAAGGGCUGAGAGGCAGGAGGGACUCUUGA